UUAAAGGUGGGCUUGAUCAAAUCAUACAAACUAACAAGAUUGAAAAGAAAUGUCGAAUUCAAACAACCACCCAUUUCAACCUACCCCCACCACCACCACCACCUGUUGCCCGAUUAUCAUGGUCAUGGUUCCAUUUACGGCUCAGAGUCACCUCAACCAGGCCUUACAACUCUCUUUUCUCAUCUCCUCGUACCAAAUCGAAGUUCAUUAUGCCGCCUCUUCCGAACACAACCGUCAGGUCAAGCUCCGGUUCAACGGGGGAGACCGAUCCGAUUUAUCUAAAAUUCACUUCCAUGAUUUACCCAUGCCUCGUUACCUCUCCCCAUUACCAGACCCUAAUUCAACAACAAAGUUCCCUGCACAUCUCCAGCCAUCUUUCGACGCCACUCUGCAUCUUCGCCACCCAGUUGGCACCCUUCUCCGACAACUCUCCGCCACCGCAAGAAGACUCAUCGUCAUCCACGACACGCUUAUGAGCUUCGUUGUUCAGGAUGUUUCCGACAUUCCAAACGCUGAAUCCUACGCUUUCAGGUGCGUAUCUGUCUUCUCCAGUUGCUGCAUCAAAUCCCUUGUCAGAGGAGAAUCAAUACCCCCCGUGGAAGAGUUUUUCGUCACUAAUGAUUUCCUGAGAUUAGUCGCGGCUCAAUCCGAAUUCGUUAAAAUUAAAAAAGGAGAUAUUUAUAACAGUUGCAAACAAAUGGAAAGUGCCUAUCUUGAUUUAGUCGCCAAGAACGAGCCCAACGUAAACAAUAAACAAUGGGCUAUCGCGCCAUUAAUUAAUCGUGUUAGAAUCAUAAAUCCAACAUUCGGAAACGAAUGCUUGCUGUGGCUUGAGAAACAGCCGCCAAAGUCUGUGAUAUACGUUUCAUUUGGGUCAACGAUUUCAAUGACAGAUGAACAAAUUGAAGCGUUGGCGUUCGGACUCAAAGAAAGCAAACAAAGAUUCAUAUGGGUGUUGAGAGAUGCAGAUAAAGCUGAUAUUUUUACAGGAGAAGAUAGGAAUCUAAAGCUUCCAAAAGGGUUUGAAGAGAGUGUGAAAGAAACUGGAAUGGUGGUUCGGGAUUGGGUUCCCCAAAUGGAAAUAUUGGCCCAUGGGUCGGUUGGUGGGUUUAUGAGCCACUGCGGAUGGAAUUCUUGCUUGGAGAGCUUGGGCUUGGGAGUUCCUAUAGCCGCAUGGCCGAUGCAUUCGGACCAACCUUACAAUGCUGUGUUGAUAACUGAGAUUUUGAAAGUGGGUGUUGAAGUUAGAGAAUGGGCAGACAAAAGUGAGGUAGUGAGUUCUUGUACCAUUAAGAGAGCGGUUGAAAUUCUGAUGGAUUCGGAAGAAGGAGAAAAGAUAAGGAAAAGGGCGGAGGAACUCGGCGGUGUUCUUAGGGAUGCGGCUGAGGAAGGAGGUGUUUCGAAAAUGGAGAUGGAUUCUUUCAUUGCUCAUAUAACCAGGUAAGGUAAGGUAUGUUUUUUUUGUGUAGAUUAUCAACUCUGAAUUUGGAUUAUGGGUCUGGGUCUGGAUGGGAAUGAAAAUUUACUUGUUAAUGGAUUUAUGAAUAUGGGUCA
Molecule: messenger RNA, 1554 nt
Organism: Impatiens glandulifera
Lineage: Eukaryota; Viridiplantae; Streptophyta; Magnoliopsida; Ericales; Balsaminaceae
Product: zeatin O-xylosyltransferase-like
Exons: 1
Coding region: 50-1444 (464 amino acids)
Molecular function (GO): UDP-glycosyltransferase activity
Source: RefSeq, a predicted model, not a curated record